Dryobates pubescens (Downy woodpecker) is the source of this 3607-nucleotide messenger RNA. RefSeq names its product bone morphogenetic protein receptor type 2 (gene BMPR2). The transcript is spliced from 13 exons. Gene Ontology annotation, cellular component: plasma membrane; signaling receptor complex. The record is from RefSeq and is a predicted model, not a curated record. Lineage: Eukaryota; Metazoa; Chordata; Aves; Piciformes; Picidae. Gene Ontology annotation, biological process: protein phosphorylation; cellular response to growth factor stimulus; BMP signaling pathway. The coding region runs from base 167 to 3295 and encodes 1042 amino acids. Gene Ontology annotation, molecular function: transforming growth factor beta receptor activity; ATP binding.
GACGGUUCUUCUCAUCUACCAUUUGCCCUUCCAGACGGAAUUGUAAACCGAGAAAGCUGAGGAAGGCUGUGCGAAAGGAGGAAAUUCCUCUCGUCGGUCGUCUUUUUUUUUUCUUUUUUCUUUUUUUCCCCUCCUCCUCCUGCCUCGAUCCUUGGCUUCCCCAGGUAUGACUGCCUCACUGCAGCACCUUGUGCUGGUGCUUUUGCUCUCCAGUGCCACCCUGCUGCUCAGCACUGCGGCUGCUACACAGAGUGAGGAGCGGCUGUGUGCAUUUAAGGACCCAUAUCAGCAGGACCAUGGAAUCAGUGAGAGCCGAAUCUCCCAGGAGAAUGGCACAGUUUUGUGUAUGAAAGGUAGUACCUGCUAUGGACUUUGGGAAAAAACACGUGAAGGAGAGGUACAUCUUGUAAAACAAGGUUGCUGGUCUCGCAUAGGAGACCCACAAGACUGUCACUUGGAAGAGUGCAUAGUUACAACUACCCCUUCCUUGAUUCAGAAUGGAACAUAUCGCUUCUGCUGCUGUAGUACAGACUUGUGUAAUGUCAACUUCACAGAAAAUUUUCCACCUCCUGAUCCUACUGAUACAACACCUUACAAUUCUUCUCAUUCUUUUCAUCGAGAUGAGACGAUAGUUAUUGCCCUGGCAUCAGUGUCUGUACUGGCUGUUCUGAUUGCCGCUCUGUACUUUGGAUACAGGAUGCUUGCAGGAGACCGUAAACAAGGUUUGCACAGUAUGAACAUGAUGGAGGCAGCAGCAUCAGAGCCCUCAUUGGAUCUGGAUAAUCUGAAGUUGUUGGAGUUGAUUGGUCGGGGAAGAUAUGGAGCAGUGUAUAAAGGCUCCCUAGAUGAACGCCCAGUUGCUGUGAAAGUAUUUUCUUUUGCUAACCGUCAGAACUUUGUCAAUGAGAAGAACAUCUACAGGAUUCCACUGAUGGAGCAUGACAACAUUGCUCACUUCAUUGUGGGGGAUGAGAGAUUCACUGCAGAUGGCCGCAUGGAAUAUUUAUUGGUGAUGGAAUAUUACCCCAAUGGUUCUUUGUGCAAAUACUUGAAUCUCCACACGAGUGACUGGGUGAGCUCCUGUCGUUUGGCCCACUCUAUAACUAGAGGCUUGGCAUAUCUCCACACAGAGCUACCUCGGGGAGACCAUUACAAACCUGCAAUAUCCCAUCGUGACCUAAACAGCCGCAAUGUACUGGUAAAGAAUGAUGGAACAUGUGUGAUAAGUGAUUUUGGGCUCUCCAUGAAGUUAACUGGAAACAGACUGGUACGUCCAGGUGAGGAAGAUAAUGCAGCUAUCAGUGAGGUUGGUACAAUCCGCUAUAUGGCCCCAGAAGUGCUUGAAGGAGCAGUGAACUUGAGGGACUGUGAAUCUGCUUUGAAACAAGUAGAUAUGUAUGCACUAGGCCUUAUCUACUGGGAGAUAUUUAUGAGAUGCACAGACCUCUUCCCAGGGGAAUCUGUGCCAGAGUAUCAGAUGGCUUUCCAGACUGAAGUCGGAAACCAUCCCACUUUUGAAGAUAUGCAAGUCUUGGUGUCUAGAGAGAAGCAAAGACCAAAAUUCCCAGAGGCAUGGAAGGAGAACAGCUUGGCUGUGAGGUCACUUAAAGAAACAAUUGAAGACUGCUGGGAUCAAGAUGCUGAAGCUCGACUAACAGCGCAGUGUGCUGAGGAGAGGAUGGCAGAACUCAUGAUGAUUUGGGAGAGAAAUAAAUCAGUUAGUCCAACGGUCAACCCUAUGUCAACUGCCAUGCAAAAUGAGCGGAAUCUGUCACAUCAUAGACGUGUUUCAAAGAUAAGGCCAUAUCCAGAUUACUCUUCCUCUUCCUACAUUGAAGAUUCAAUCCACCACACUGACAGCAUAGUGAAGAACAUUUCUUCUGAACAUUCAAUGUCCACUACACCAUUGACUUCAGGGGAAAAGAAUAGAAACUCCAUUAACUAUGAGCGACAACAAGCUCAAGCUCGCAUCCCCAGUCCUGAGACAAGUGUAACCAGUUUGUCCACUAAUACUACCACCACCAAUACAACUGGCCUCACUCCUAGCACUGGCAUGACUACCAUAUCUGAAAUGCCUUAUUUGGAUGAAACAAACUUACAUACCACAAAUGUCAUGCAGCCAGGUGGGCCCACCCCUGUUUGUCUGCAGCUAACAGAGGAGGACUUAGAGACAAAUAAAUUGGAUCCAAAAGAAGUGGAUAAGAACCUGAAAGAAAGCUCUGAUGAAAAUCUGAUGGAACAUUCACUUAAGCAGUUUAGUGGGCCAGAUCCACUCAGCAGCACUAGUUCCAGCUUGCUUUAUCCACUCAUAAAACUUGCAGUAGAGGUGACAGGACAACAGGACUUCACACAAGCUAGCAACGGUCAAGCAUGUUUGAUUCCGGAUGUCCCAUCUGCUCAGGUCUAUCCUCUGCCCAAGCAACAGAACCUUCCAAAGAGGCCUACUAGCCUCCCCCUAAACACCAAAAAUUCAACCAAGGAGCCACGGUUAAAAUUUGGUGGCAAGCACAAAUCAAAUUUGAAGCAAGUGGAAACAGGUGUUGCCAAGAUGAACACUAUCAAUGCUGCAGAACCUCAUGUCGUGACAGUUACCAUGAAUGGAGUGGCUGGGAGAAGCCACAGCAUAAACUCUCAUUCUGGCACAACCCAGUACGCCAAUGGCACAGUGCCAUCUGGCCAGACAACCAGUUCAGUAGCACAGAGGGCCCAGGAAAUGCUUCAGAACCAGUUCAGUGGAGAGGAUAGUCGGCUGAAUAUUAAUUCAAGCCCUGAUGAGCAUGAACCCUUACUGAGGCGGGAGCAGCAGGUUGGCCACGACGAAGGUGUCCUAGACCGACUAGUAGAUAGGAGAGAGCGACCACUGGAUAAUGGCCGAACAAAUGCCAAUAACAACAACAGUAAUCCAUGUCCAGUGCAAGACACAGCCACAGCCAGUAUCCAGAAUGUAGUGAGAAACCCUGGGCAGACCCAGACUAGAAGAGCACAGAGGCCUAAUUCGCUGGAUCUGUCAGCCACAAAUAGUUUGGAUAGCAGUAGUAUGCAGUUAGGUGACUCCUCACAGGAUGGCAAAUCGGGCUCAGGAGAAAAGAUCAAGAAACGUGUGAAAACUCCAUACUCACUUAAGCGGUGGCGUCCUUCAACGUGGGUCAUCUCCACAGAGCCGCUGCACUGCGAGGUCAACAACAACGGCAGCGACCGCGCAGUUCACUCCAAAUCCAGCACCGCUGUUUAUCUUGCGGAAGGAGGCGCUGCCACCACCAUGGUAUCUAAGGACGCAGGAGUGAACUGCCUGUGAAAUACUUCAAAAGCCUACAAAUGACCUGAGUUUUGCAUUAUUUGAAACAAAUGUGCAGAAGACGUUUUAAAAAACUGCUUUCUCCUCCUGUCAGCAACCCCUCCCGAGGACUCGCUUUAAAUAGAUUUCAGCUAUGCAGAGAAUUUUUAGCUUAUGCUUCCAUAUUUUUUAAUUUUGUUUUAUUUUUUUGAACGUUUUUGCACUUUUAUUUCGGAUCGCUAAGGUUGAGUCUGUCUGUUUUGACCACGGAAUAUAUAUAUGUAUAUCGAAAAGGUGGUCUCAAAAUAUUUUUUUAGAAAAAAAAGUAACAAA